Messenger RNA from Gryllus bimaculatus (two-spotted cricket), 490 nucleotides. Lineage: Eukaryota; Metazoa; Arthropoda; Insecta; Orthoptera; Gryllidae. The record is from the annotation of a GenBank genome assembly.
UUUCCACCACGGGGGCCAAUACCGAAAGACCGGAGACAAGUGACAAACGAGAUGCGACUAGUGACCACAAGUGAUUCAAAGUGACAGCUGAACUUGUCAAAUUAAGAACGUGCAGUAUUGUUAUUAAGUUGUACUUUGGUGGCAAUCUGAAGCGAAACAUGAAUGCAGUGUCUUCAUCUUCCGAAUGCGAACAAGGAGCAGUAUUUACGAAAGAGAUACACAAUAUGAUGCAUGCAUUUGGAGACAAUGCAGCCCCGCUGAAAGCUUCAGUGAAAUUGGUUGAGUCCGUUUUAUGUAAACAACUGCAUUCGUUAGUAACGAGAGCAAAUGAAGUAACUACAAUGCGAGGGUCCAAAGAAAUAGGUUUUGAAGAUAUACUUUUCCUUAUGAGAAAAGACAGAGUCAAGAUACAUCGAUUACUAAACUACCUAGGUAAUUAUAUAUUAUUUUUGAUUUCUACCAGUAUACGACUGGUUUGUUAACCUAAUAA